Trematosphaeria pertusa is the source of this 970-nucleotide messenger RNA. Its product is annotated as signal recognition particle, SRP9/SRP14 subunit. Gene Ontology annotation, biological process: SRP-dependent cotranslational protein targeting to membrane. Gene Ontology annotation, molecular function: endoplasmic reticulum signal sequence receptor activity; 7S RNA binding. The record is from RefSeq and is a predicted model, not a curated record. The transcript is spliced from 2 exons. NCBI's taxonomy places the organism in Eukaryota, Fungi, Ascomycota, Dothideomycetes, Pleosporales, Trematosphaeriaceae. Gene Ontology annotation, cellular component: signal recognition particle, endoplasmic reticulum targeting. Bases 60 to 494 code for a protein of 144 amino acids.
CCCACACUUGCGCACAACACCACGAAUGGAGAGAACAUCAUAACACGACGCUCGCGACAAUGACUCAGGAACAUUUGAGCAAUAACGAGUUCUUCACGCAGCUCGCCAACCUCUUCGAGCACAACCGCAAAAAGGGCCAUGGCUCCGUCUACCUGACGCAAAAGCGCAUGGCAUUCGACACCGAAGGCUACCCACCGUCGCCCACCAAAGUCGCGGACGACCCACUGUGGGACACACACCCUGAGAACCCUUUACCGAUCAUAAUCCGCGCUUCGAACAACAAGUCCGACAAGCGGCCGGGAACAGACCGGAAGGAUAUUGACAAGAUCAAGCUAUCUACGAUUGUGCAGCCGGACCAGCUGGAUGCAUUCUACGUACGAUACGCUGAGGCGUGUCGGGCGGGGAUGAGCGGUCUAAAGAAGAGGGAUAAGAAGAAGGGAAAGAAGGACAAAAAGAAGAAGAAAAGGGGCACAGCGGUGGAGACGAAGGGAUGAGAUGAUUGAGAGGGUAACCUAUCAUGUCCUCUAUAGAGGAAGGUAACAUCACAUCUAUACGCCCAUCUGCCUGCGGCUCAAAGGACAGCAAGAGCAUGGGGGCUGGAGUUGAUAUCUCGCCGCAUGUCUGGCAACGUGAGAAGGCGCCAUUAUUAAGCAGAGCCAUGAAAUUGGCUAGAAAUCGCAUCGCAUCAGACAUGAAGAGGCGGAUGAGCUUCCCAGAAAGGUGCCAAUUCGGGCACUUGGCUCGACUCUAUGCACCAAAUCAAGCCCAGUUCAACUGCUACCUCGUCUUCAUUGUUUCUCUUUCGUCAAUUUCACAUAUCUCACCAUCUCAUUGUCCUGCUGCUUUCCUCUUUUUAAACAACUUUAAGUUUAGUGGUAGUGGCCCUCCCAUCCAAGUAGCCCUCUGCGUGUGGUCUCGCUCUUCGUCAUCUGUGUUUGGAUGUAUCAAAGCCGACAGAGGACCCCGAUUU